This is a messenger RNA of Ictidomys tridecemlineatus (thirteen-lined ground squirrel), 2416 nucleotides long. It is a transcript of the gene Inhbc, whose product is annotated as inhibin subunit beta C. Gene Ontology annotation, molecular function: cytokine activity; growth factor activity; hormone activity. Lineage: Eukaryota; Metazoa; Chordata; Mammalia; Rodentia; Sciuridae. The record is from RefSeq and is a predicted model, not a curated record. Gene Ontology annotation, cellular component: extracellular region.
UACCUGUAACUGGAUUCAUUUUUCAAGUUAGAUGUUUGGCUGUUUUAUCUCCUGCAAAAAGGAGUCAUGCCAGCCAGACACAGUCCUUCCAGGGCCCCUGGCAGAUAGGACAGAGUUGACACCACAACUGUUGAGACAAUUGAGCACUGGAUUUGUGUUGUUCAAAGAGGGUCUCCUGCAGCAAUGACCUCCUCAUGUCUCCUGACCUUUCUACUUCUGGCUUCAGCUACAGUGGCCAGUCUCAGAGGUGGCAGUCAGUGCCCAGCUUGUGAGGGGCCUACCAUGGACCUGGGGAGCCAGCGGGAGCUGCUUCUUGACCUGGCCAAGAGAAACAUCCUGGACAAUCUGCACCUCACCCAGCGCCCAACCCUAAACCGUCCUGUGGCCAGAGCUGCUCUGAGGACCGCACUGCAGCACCUCCAUGGUCCCCCCCAGGGAACACUUCUGGAGGACGACAGGGGACAAGAAUAUGAGAUCAUCAGCUUUGCUGAGACAGGCCUCUCCAACAUCAACCAGACUCGUCUUAGUUUCCACUUCUCUGAUAGAACUUCUUCUGGUGGCAUGGAGAUCCAGCAGGCCAGCCUCAUGUUCUUUAUACAGCUCCCUCCCAAUACCACUUGGACUAUGAACAUGAGGGUCCUUGUGUUGAAUCCACGUGACCCCAACCUCACCUUGGCUACUCAGCAGCUGCUAGAGAUGGAUACCACUGGCUGGCACCAGCUCCUCCUGGGGCCUGAAGCUCAAGCUGCCUGUAGCCAAGGGCACCUUACCCUAGAACUAGUACCUGAAGGCCAGGUAGCCCCCAACUCAAUCAUCCUGGAUGGAGCUGCCCAUAGGCCUUUUGUGUCAGCCCGGGUAAGAGUUGGGGGCAAGCACCGGGUUCGCAGACGAGGCAUCGACUGCCAGGGAGGGUCCAGGAUGUGCUGUCGACAAGAGUUCUUUGUAGACUUCCGUGAGAUUGGCUGGCAAGACUGGAUCAUCCAGCCUGAGGGCUAUGCAAUGAACUUCUGCACAGGGCAGUGCCCACUACAUGUGGCUGGGAUGCCUGGCAUUGCUGCCUCCUUUCACACUGCAGUGCUCAGUCUGCUCAAAGCCAACACGGCUACUGGAACUGCUGGAGGGGGUUCAUGCUGUGUGCCCACAGCCCGGCGUCCCCUGUCUUUGCUCUACUAUGACAGGGACAGCAACAUUGUCAAGACCGACAUACCUGACAUGGUGGUAGAAGCCUGUGGGUGCAGUUAGUCUUUGUGAAAUGAACAAAUAUCCCUCACAGAGGUGCGCCUCCUCAAAGAGGGAAUGAUUCCAUUCCUGCCUCUGUCUAGAAUGUGGACUGCAUCUUCCUGAGCAACUUUUGGAAAUUGUCCCACCUUGGACUUGAGAUCUGCAUCUAAGAAGAAUCACUAUCCUCAUAACCUCUCUCCUAAGGCAUCAUCUUUUCAACAUGUCUCUCAUGCUCAAACCCCAUACCAGGGACUCUGAUCCACCUCCAACCAUGAGCAGUACCUUCAGGUUUCCAGGCAAAAUUCACCCUUAAUCAACCCCGUUAUCUACUAUGCCUUCACAGUUGACUGGAUCAACUGCCCUUUCCACUGGAUGGUCCCCAUUCCAGGGCAGUUGACCCAGUCACUCCCUCUGAUUUUUCUGGUUCUCCAAAAAGCCCCUUCCUUGGAUUCACCAAAGAUUAUUGUUCUCCAGAGUGACACGUACGCCCUCUGUGUAUUGAGGCCCUUGCCUAAGUGUGUUGCUAAUGCUCUCUGCACACUCACAUCCAUUCUUUGUUUUUUUUCUGCCCUGCACUGUGCCCUUGAAGACUGACUCACCUGAGCUCCCACACCUUCUGGCUUCCUGCUGAGUUUGACCAAGGGGAGACCCAGGCAGAUGACCAAGGGAUAGGAGGAGACGGAGGUCAGACUAUUUCUCAUUCCUGCUACCUAUUUAUCUAUAUGUUAUGAUUCUGUGUAACUGUGGCUGGGUUGUGUCCCUGAGGCUCCCAACUGACUACACCUUCCAUGAUUUCAGCUCUGCCUAGAUUUUGAUAUCAUUGUGUUGACACUGAUGACUUUCCCCCUUAUUAGUCCCUGGUGUGUCAACAUCCCUCACUGGUUCCUUUAACCCUGCCUUUAGCUUUGUAUAUAAUUCCUCUACUAAGUCCUCUUGAUGAAGCAGACAUAGUCAGUUGAGGGGGGGCGGGUCCUCUAUGUCCUGUUAGGACCCUAACACCCCCCAAAUGACACAGAGCCUGCCUGCCUGCUUUUCUCUCUUUACAUGGACUACUCAGGGCUAAGCUAUUGUAUCCAUCUCACACUUCCUGCCUCUUCUUCUCCUAGGAUGCCUCCUCCAUCCUCCCAGAAUCAUACUUUGAUGGUCUCAUGGCUAAUAAAGAACUAGAUUUGGGGGCUGGGAUUGUGGCUCAGCA